AUGAACGACUUCUCAGAAUACGGAGGACUGACCAAGCAGUUCGAGGAACUCCAGGCCAACCAACCGGUGCCACCAAAGCAAGCAUUGCAAGAACUGAAAGCAUCAACCAACGAUGGGCGCGAAAAGGCAUCUGAAAAGGAGAUGGCCACACUUGGUCCUCAAGUUGUCAUUCAAGACUUCCAAAUACCCGCUCGUGAUGGGUAUUCAAUAGAAGCUAGGACCUAUCGAUCGAAAUCAGCACCAACAGACGGCAGCCUUCCCUUAUUCAUCCAUCUUCACGGUGGCGGUUUUUUGUUUGGAACAUUGUCAUCAGAGGAUGCUAAUUGCUCUCGCGUUGCCAUCAAUGCGCCCGUCGUUGUGCUCAAUGUAAACUACCGCCACUCCCCUGAGCAUACCUAUCCCACGGCUUGGAACGACACCGAAGACGCCUUCGAAUGGGCAUACACCAAUGCAAAGACCCUCGGCGCCAACAGUCAGCAAGUCAUUAUCGGCGGCAUUUCCGCCGGCUCGUGGUUGACAUCCUCGCUCGUACAAGCAAGACAUCGCAGUCGCACACCUUCAACGGACUCUAUCGUGGGCCAUAUCCUGAUGAUCCCUCCAUCAGUGCAUCAUGCGAAUUCCGAAGGGCUCAUCAAACAUCUCAAGAGCCCAGAGGUCUCGUCAUACGUGCAGAACGAGAACGCACCGAUCCUGUCCAAAGCCCGGAUUGAUCUAUUCAACAACCUCGUGUUCCCAGAGGUUCCCACAGAGCUCAGAGCCAACCCAGGAAAUGCUUCGGCUGAGCAAGUGAAGGGCCUACCGCCUGCGGUAUUUGGCAUAGCUGGCGCAGACCCGCUGCGUGAUCAAGGGCUACUGUAUGCGCAGCUUCUGGCAUCGAAUGGGGUACCGACAAAUGUCCACGUGUAUAAGGGGCUCCCACAUGGGUUCCGACGCUUUGGAGCCCAACUCCAAGAAGCGUCGACCGCCUGGGAUGAAACCAUCACAGGGGCAUUCGUUGGAUCUUAA
Molecule: messenger RNA, 1005 nt
Organism: Zasmidium cellare ATCC 36951
Lineage: Eukaryota; Fungi; Ascomycota; Dothideomycetes; Mycosphaerellales; Mycosphaerellaceae
Exons: 2
Coding region: 1-1005 (334 amino acids)
Molecular function (GO): hydrolase activity
Source: RefSeq, a predicted model, not a curated record